Molecule: messenger RNA, 912 nt
Organism: Paramuricea clavata
Lineage: Eukaryota; Metazoa; Cnidaria; Anthozoa; Malacalcyonacea; Plexauridae
Source: the annotation of a GenBank genome assembly
AUGGAAAUUACGGUGGCAGAAAAAAUUGAGAUUGAAAAGAGUAGAAUUCUUACAAUUAUAAAGGGAAAGGAAUCACUUGAAAGUCUUACGGUGGCUCAGUUGGCUGAAGAAUAUUCAACGCGAUACAAGUGUGCUAUAGCGUGUUAUAAAGGGGAAUUUGUGUCUGUCGAAGUGUUUUUAAAAUAUGCGUGCGGGGUAAAUAUUAUCGAUGAAAAAGUGUGUUUGUCUACAAGCUCUACAAACAUUGCGUCUUCGAGUGAGAAAGCGACCGGUGAGACAUCUUCGUCUGUACAUUUAGUAUUGAAGCGUCAGUUCUCCCCAUUUUUUGGAUUUAGUGACGGUGAUAAAAAUAAAGGAGUCACAUAUAAUGUUUGGCGAUUUGAAGUUGAGUCUGUAAUAAAAGGCGCAUUCUAUCCAGACGAAGCUAUUUUGGAGCAAAUACGACGUUUGUUGCAAGGAGAGGCGAAAGCAAAAAUUGUUGGGUUUGGUUCUGAAACAUCCUGUGAAUCUAUCUUGGGAAAACUAGAUCAGUUUUACAGCGAUGUCGGCACAGCUACCCGAGAUGAAUUAUUGGCCGAAGCAUAUCAAAUGAAGCAAGGAGGGAACGAGGAAGUUGCAGCAUUCAUGUCGAGAUUAGAUAGUUGUUUGCGUUGGGCGAAAAGACGGGGCACAGAAAUCCUUCCAGACGACGAAUCGGUCGAACGACAGCUGCAAAUGUUAUUCUGGGGAGGAAUAAAAGAAUCGAUUAAAGACAAAGCUCGGCACAAAAAGGACAAUUGCAAAACGUUUGCAGAAUUGAUAACAGCUGCGAGAUAUGGAGAGAAGGAACUGGGCUCUAAUCAUUCGUCUCGAAAAUUCGCUCGAGCCAAUCAAGCCAUUUAUCAAGAGCCUGGCCAGAAGUCUCCACCCUAG